Rotaria sordida is the source of this 636-nucleotide messenger RNA. The record is from the annotation of a GenBank genome assembly. Lineage: Eukaryota; Metazoa; Rotifera; Eurotatoria; Philodinida; Philodinidae.
AUGGGUGACUACUCGAAAGCACUUGAGUUUUACGAAAAAUCACUUAAAAUAAGAGAAAAAGCUCUACCUCCGAAUCAUCCAGAUUUGGCUGCUUCCUACAACAACAUCGGUGGAGUGUAUGACAACAUGGGUGACUACUCGAAAGCACUUGAGUUUUACGAAAAAUCACUUAAAAUAAGAGAAAAAGCUCUGCCUCCGAAUCAUCCCGAUUUGGCUACUUCCUACAACAACAUCGGUGGAGUGUAUAACAACAUGGGUGACUACUCGAAAGCACUUGAAUUUCACGAAAAAGAUCUCGAAAUCAUAAAAAAAGCUCUGCCUCCAAAUCAUCCCGAUUUGGCUACUUCCUACAACAACAUCGGUGGAGUGUAUAAGAACAUGGGUGACUACUCGAAAGCACUUGAAUUUUACGAAAAAGAUCUCGAAAUCACAAAAAAAGCUCUGCCUCCGAAUCAUCCCGAUUUGGCUUAUUCCUACAACAACAUCGGUUUGGCGUAUUUCGGCAAAGGAGACUACUCGAAAGCACUCUCGUUCUUAGAAAAGGCACUUGCUAUUCGUCAAAAAUCACUUCCAUCAACACAUCCUCUAAUUAAAGCAACGAAAGAUAACAUUGAUCAUGUUAAAAAGAAAAUGUAA